UCGGGACAUAAUCGCGGGCGGACCGUUCGGUGACUGCAGAACAAGCACUUGCCCUUAAACUUGCCUGCAGUGGAUUUGACCUAUUCUAUUAUACAUAUUAUAACGCGAUUAAGGAUAUUAAAACACCACGAUGUCUCUUGCGGCAGAGGCUUUCGCGUCGCAGAUGGCAGCUGCUGAGCCAUGGCCUGAAUCUGCAACCUUGUACCAACCCCUGAAGGAGGAUCAGAUUCUGCUGUCAGACUGUGCCUCAUCUCUGGCUGUUCAGGCCUACCUCAGGAUGUGUGGUCUACCUGUGCAGGUGGUUUGCAAAGCAAAUGCAGAAUACAUGUCACCUUCUGGUAAGAUUCCCUUUAUUCAUGUGGGGAACCAGGUGGUGUCAGAACUGGGGCCAAUAGUUCAAUUCACCAAAGCUAAGGGUAAUUCUCUGAGCGAUGGCUUGGAUGAUGUUCAGAGAGCUGAAAUGAAAGCGUACAUGGAGCUGGUCAACAACAUGCUGCUUACUGCUGAGCUGUACAUCCAGUGGUGUGAUGACGCUACAGCUGCUGAGAUCUCACGUCCCAGAUACAGCAGUCCUUACUCGUGGCCUCUCUGUAACAUCCUGGCCUAUCAGAAGCAGUGGGAGGUUCGCAGGAAGAUGAAAGCUAUUGGCUGGGGAGGGAAAAGCCUGGAGCAGGUUUAUGAGGAUGUGAGUCAGUGCUGCCAGGCUCUCUCCCAGCGGCUGGGAACACAGCCGUACUUCUUUAAUAAACAACCUACAGAACUAGAUGCGUUGGUGUUUGGUCACCUCUUCACCAUACUGACCACCAGGCUGACCAGCACUGAGCUGGCAGAGAGGAUCAAGAGCUACAGCAACCUGCUGGCCUUCUGCAGACGCAUCGAACAGACCUACUUUGAAAACAAGAGCUCUUGAAGAAACGACUCCUCUCUGUAUUAUCUCAUCUUGUACAUUCAACCCUUCCUCCUUCUCUCAUUCCCUCUCUGUAGCACCGAUGAGCUAAAAACUGCUUAUCUUCACAUACCUGUCCCCUCGUGAUUCUUGCAUUUCUUUCUCCGUUUUGCUUCAUGCUUGUUCGUUGUUGCAUGCUGCUGUGAGAAGUGCAGAGGGGCCAGUUAUUUUAAGGAUUAAGAUAUGUCCUCUGCAAAUAGAUAUAUAUUUAAUGUUACCCUAAAAAACAGUAAAGGUCAUUCUAAAAGGUAUUACCAACACAUGUAUACCACACAGAACAAAUAAUGACAUUUACGAGAACACACCGCUUUUAGUUUAACUGCUUCAGGAAGCUGGAAAUUAGUUCUAACAGACCAUGGAGCCUUUACAUUCCCAGAAUUAUGGGAAUAAAUAAGAAUAGUUAUGAGAGUAAUUCGACUCCUCACAGAUCCCAGAAGGAGGUCAGAUUUGUUGCAGAUGAUCUGACUGAUUAAGUGUCCCACUCAAGGACUUCUUAGCCAAGUGGAAGUUUCCCAACACAUGCUGAACUUACCUAUAUGCUCUUAUUGUUUGCUCUUGGUUACACAGUUUUCAAAUGUUCUCGUGCAUUUGCAGAUAUCUACAAACUCUUGAGAGAGGUUGGAUUGUACAACUCAAUGACAAGGCCAUCUUUCAGAAGGCAGGACUCCGCUUGAACUGACUGAAAAAUCACUGAUUUUGUUUUCCCUCCAGGAACUUCAGAAGCUUUUAAGAGCUGUGAGGCAGUGUUGUUUUUCUCCUGUACAUAAAAACAAAACACAUGAACAUAAUGAUGAACAGGAUGUGACUUAAUCCUCAGUUUUUCCACUUUUGUUUUCUUUGUGUGUGUUGAAGUGCCUACAGAAUAAAAGUCAUUAAAUUUAA
Messenger RNA from Centropristis striata (black sea bass), 1828 nucleotides. It is a transcript of the gene mtx2, whose product is annotated as metaxin 2. Lineage: Eukaryota; Metazoa; Chordata; Actinopteri; Perciformes; Serranidae. The coding region runs from base 131 to 910 and encodes 259 amino acids. The record is from RefSeq and is a predicted model, not a curated record. Gene Ontology annotation, cellular component: SAM complex. The transcript is spliced from 10 exons. Gene Ontology annotation, biological process: mitochondrion organization.